Carlito syrichta (Philippine tarsier) is the source of this 2289-nucleotide messenger RNA. RefSeq names its product zinc finger protein 420-like. Gene Ontology annotation, biological process: regulation of transcription by RNA polymerase II. The transcript has 7 exons. Lineage: Eukaryota; Metazoa; Chordata; Mammalia; Primates; Tarsiidae. Gene Ontology annotation, molecular function: RNA polymerase II cis-regulatory region sequence-specific DNA binding; DNA-binding transcription factor activity. The record is from RefSeq and is a predicted model, not a curated record.
AUGGCGGCGGCGGCGCUGAGGGACCCGGCUCAGGAUUUUGUGACCUUUGAGGACGUGGCUAUUUCCUUCUCCCAGGAAGAGUGGAAGCUCCUUGAUGAGGCUCAGAAGUUCUUUUACCGUGAUGUGAUGCUAGAGAAUUUUGCACUUAUAACAUCUCAGGGUUGUUGGUAUGGAGCAGAGACUGAGGAGGUAUCUUCUGAAUAUAGUGUUUCUGUAGAAGGAUUGUCACAAAUCAGGACUCCAAAGGCAAGUCCAUUUACCCAGAAGAAUUACUGUGAGAUCUAUAUCCCAGUCUUGAAAGACAUUUUACACCUAGCUGAGCUGCAAGCCACAUCCUCUGGACAGAAAUCAAACUUGCCUGGGCUGUCAAGAGAUUUUUGGUUGAGAAAUCUUUUAGCAAGAAAUCUGUACUCAUUCAACAUCAAAAAGUUCAUGCUGGAGAAACAUCUUAUGAAUGCAGUGAAUGUGGGAAAUCUUUUAGCCGUCGUGGUAACCUCUAUCAUCACAGAAGAUCCCACCCUGGAACUGAGGACUUGUGAUUGCGGUGAUUGUGGGAAAUCAUUUAGUGGCAAAACUAAACUCAUUCAACACCAAAGAGUUUACACUGGAGAAAGACCUUAUGACUGCAGCGAAUGUGACAAAUCCUUUCGCCAGCUAUCUGUUGUCAUUCAACACCAAAGAGUUCACACUGGAGAAAAGCCUUAUGAGUGCAGUGAAUGUGGCAAGUUUUUUAGCCACCGUGAUAACCUCUAUCGUCACAGAAGAGCUCACACUAAAGCAAGGCCUUAUGACUGCAAAGAAUGUGGGAAAUCAUUUAGUUGCAAUACCUACCUCAUUCACCAUCAAAGAUUUCACACUGGAGAAAGACCUUAUGUGUGCAGUGAAUGUGGGAAAUCAUUUAGCUAGAAAUCUGUCUUUCUUUAACACCAAAGAGUUCACACUGGAGAAAAGCCUUAUGAGUGCAGUGAAUGUGGAAAAGUGUUUAGCCACAACUCUGGCCUAUUUCGACACAGGAGGGCUCAUGCUAGAGUGAGACCUUAUGAGUGCAGUGAAUGUGGAAAAUCAUUUAGUUGCAAAACUGUUCUCAUACGACACCAGACAGUUCAUAAUGGUGUCAGGCCUUAUGAGUGCAAUGAAUGUGGAAAAUACUUUAUUCGCAAAAUUCAUCUAAUGCGACACAAGACAGUUCACACUAAUGAAAGACCCUAUGUGUGCGGUGAAUGUGGGAAAUGCUUUAGGCAAAGCUCUGGCUUCCUUCAGCAUUUGAGAGUUCACACUGGUGAAAGGCCAUAUAUGUGCAGUGAAUGUGGGAAAUCCUUUAGACAAAGUUCUGCCCUUCAGCAUCUGAGAGUUCAUACUGGAGAAAGGCCUUAUGAGUGCAGUGAAUGUGGGAAAUCCUAUUGUCAGAUAUCUGUUUUCAUUCGACAUCAAAGUGUUCACUGUGAAGAAAGGCCUUAUGACUGCAGUGAAUGUGGCAAAUCUUUUCGUCAGAUAUCAGUCCUCACUCGACAUCAAAGAGUUCACACUGGAGAAAGGCCUUAUGAAUGCAGUGAAUGUGGGAAAUAUUUUACCCACAAAUACUCCCUUGUUCAACAUGAAACAGUUCACACUGGAGAAAGGCCUUAUGAAUGCGGUGAAUGUGGGAAAACCUUCAGUUAUAAGCAUACAUUUAUUCAACACAAGACAGUCCACACUGGAGAAAGGCCUUUUGAAUGCAGUGAAUGUGGAAAGGCCUUCAGGUUCAAAUAUAAACUUGUUCAGCACCAGCGUAUUCACACUGGAGAAAGGCCUUAUGAGUGUACCGAGUGUGGGAAAGCUUUUGGGUGCAAAUCCAAACUUGUUCGGCACCAGAGAAUUCAUACUGGAGCAAGGCCUUAUGAAUGUGCUGAAUGUGGGAAAUUCUUUAGACAAAGCUCCAGCCUUGUUCAACACCGGAGAAUUCAUACUGGGUCAAGGCCUUACAAAUGUAGUGAAUGUGGAAAAUCCUUUAGCCAAAGUUCUAUCCUCAUUCAACACCAGAGAGUUCACACUGGAGAAAGACCUUAUAAGUGUGGGGAAUGUGGGAAAUCUUUUAGACAAAGCUCCAGCCUCAUUCAGCACCAAAGAGUUCACACAGGAGCAAGACCUUAUGAGUGCAACGAAUGUGGGAAAUGCUUUAGCCAAAGCUUCAGCCUUAUUCUACAUCAGAGGGUUCACACUGGAGAAAGACCUUAUGAAUGCAGUGAAUGUGGGAAAUGCUUUAGCCAAAACUACAGCCUCAUUCAACACCAUAAACUUCACACCAGAUAA